Molecule: messenger RNA, 1506 nt
Organism: Danio aesculapii
Lineage: Eukaryota; Metazoa; Chordata; Actinopteri; Cypriniformes; Danionidae
Gene: myoz3a
Product: myozenin 3a
Exons: 4
Coding region: 1-702 (233 amino acids)
Cellular component (GO): actin cytoskeleton; Z disc
Molecular function (GO): FATZ binding; actin binding; telethonin binding
Source: RefSeq, a predicted model, not a curated record
AUGGUGUCUGUGUGUGAAGGUCUGAAUCUGGGGAAGAAGAUCAGCGUUCCUCGAGAUGUGAUGAUGGAGGAGCUGAACCUGAACACAAACAGAGGAUCCAUCAUGUUUCAGGAGCGCCAGAGGAGAGUGGAGAGAUUCACACUGGAGAACGCAGCAGAAAACCCCAUCUUCAUAUACCAGAACCACAUGGAGCAGCAUGCAGAGAUGCAGAGUCAGACAGAGGUGCAGGGAGGGAAGGAGAACCUGCUGCAUCCGCUGGCUGGUAAACACAGUCUGGCCGCGACCCUGAAGAACACAGUGGCCAAGAAGGGAAGCCCAAACGCCCUCGCACCAGGCUACUCUGGGCCACUAAGAGAGAUCCCUCGAGAGAAAUUCAACGCCACGGUGAUCCCGAAGUCGUACUGCUCCCCGUGGAGGGAAGCGCUGGGAGAAAACCAAGAUCUGCUGUCGUCGCUAAACACAACCAUAGCUGAACCAGCACAGAAACUGCAGCCGGCCAACUACAGGAGCUUCAACAGAGCGGCGAUGCCGUUUGGGGGUGCAGUGAGCAGUCAGAGGGUGAUUCCUGUCAUUAGUUUUGAAGCUCUGGAGCCUCCCAAUCUUUCAGGCAUGAGCUCUGCAACCAUGUCCAAACGCCGCAACUUCAACAGAGCACCGCGGGGAUGGGGCAUCGGCUACUCACCCGAAUCCAAUGACCUGUGAGACAGAGACAGAGAGAGAGAGAAAGAAAGAGAGAGAGAGAAAGAGAGAGACACCGACCCAUCCUGACCCCUGCAGGUGAAACACCAGUGGUACAACUGCAGGGUCAGAUUUUACGAACAUUUGAAAAACAAAAUCAAUACGUGUGGUUUGCUCUCCUAAAAUAAAACUCCACAAAUCCAAUCCAAAUGUCAGGGUUGCUCACCUGAAAAAAACAAAAAACAUUAAGUUUUCAUUCUGUUGCCAAGUGUUGUUUAAGAGAGCUAGGACAUUCACUUUUUUCUUCUGAAGAUUAUUUUAUUUAUUUUAGUUUGGCUGGAAAUAUAUAUAUAAUAAAGUAAAAACUGCCGUGGUCAACAUUUUAACAUUAUUAGGCCACUUAAGAAAUUAUUUUUGGAUUUUCUUCUGAACAAACCACUGUUGUCCAAUGACUUGCCUUAUUACCCUAGUUGCACCUUUAAAUGUGACUUUAAGCUGAAUACUAGUAUCUUGAAGAAUAUCUAGUCUAAUAUUAUGUGCUGUCAUCAUGGCAAAGAGAAAAUAAUCAGUUAUUAAAACUAUUCUAUUUUAAAAAGUGCUGAUCAUACUGUAUAAUUGCUUUCCCUACAUUGUAAAAUUGUAUGUACAGUAGUUUUAAAUGUUCAGCAUGCAACUUUUUUUUGUGCAUAAUGUAGUGGCCCUAAAAAUGUAUCUGGGCACUUCAAGCCCAUGCAAAAUGGCAUUAGAUGACUAAAUGUUAAAUAUAUACUGUUUUUAUCAUAUGCAUUGUGUGCAUCUUUCUUAAAAUAAAUGACACUCAUGCAAAAA